This is a messenger RNA of Odontomachus brunneus, 2051 nucleotides long. RefSeq names its product protein ANTAGONIST OF LIKE HETEROCHROMATIN PROTEIN 1-like. The record is from RefSeq and is a predicted model, not a curated record. Bases 800 to 1909 code for a protein of 369 amino acids. The transcript is spliced from 3 exons. Lineage: Eukaryota; Metazoa; Arthropoda; Insecta; Hymenoptera; Formicidae.
CAAUAAGUUUUGAAAUCAACGAAUCUUUAAAUCUAAUAGUGUUUCUCUGUCCGCUCCAAGAAUACUUAAUAGCUAAUAUAUUAGUCAUUAUUCGUCUGACAUGUUCUCCAAUGUCUUUCCCACCUUGUCGUUUUAUAACAGUUUUCUUGGAAGCAAAAACAUAUUUCUUAGUUUUUAUAAGGAAAAAUUUGAUAAAAAAUUACACACAUGCGCACGCACACGCCCACACAUACAGAUUGUUUGAUGUAAAUAUGUUGCUCAAUGUACUGUGAAAGUGGUGCAAAUAUCCCUGAAUUGAUCCCAUUUCGUUAUUAAAAUUUAUUCAUUUAAAAUGUGCAUGACUUUGGACUAUCGCACACAAAAUGCAUAGAACAUAAACAUAACGUAGCAUAAGCAUAAAAAAGAUAUGUAACCUACACAAAUGUACAUAGACAUAAAUGGUCUGUUCUUUUCAGCUGCACUAUGAAAGUUUUGGCCAAUCAGAAUUGAGGAACAAUAAUUGCCAUUGGAAAACAUAUUCCUAACCUAAAUAUUACUAAUAUGUGUCAAAUUUGUGCAGAACUCGCGACGUAGGUGUUUAACACUAAAAUAAUUAAACAACAUAUUUUAUAAAAAAAGAUUUGUUAAAAUGGAUACGUAUUAUUAUAUUUACACCGCGAUAAUAUCAGCAAGUUAUUUAUUUUUGCGAAAGCGUAAGCAAAUAAAAAAAAAACGAUUAUGAAUACGACCUAUAAAUGUACGUCGACCACUAUUUGGUGAUUUCCAACAUCUUUUUCAAGAACUGAAAGAAGAUAGGACAAUGUUCUUCAAAUAUACGAGAAUGAAUCUGUUCACUUUUAAUAAGCUAUUAGAUAUAUUACGAUCUCACCUAGAGAAAAGAAAUUGGAGAGCAUUACCGGCAGAACAGCGGCUUAUUAUUAUACUCAGAUUUCUUGCAACAGGAGAUCAAGUGUCUUCAAUUGCAUUUGCACAUCGAAUAGAUGAAUCCACUGUGUACAAAAUUAUUAAAGAAACAGCCACAGUGACAGUAAAAGUUUUAAGUCCCAUGUAUUUAAAGCCACCGAAAAAAGAAAACUGGAAGAAAAUAGCUGCUGGAUUUUGGAACAAUUGGAAUUUUCCCAAUUGUAUCGGAGCGAUCGAUGGGAAACAUUUUAUUAUCAAAGCACCUCCAAACUCUGGUAGUUUAUUUUUUAAUUAUAAAAAAAGCUUUAGUAUUGUAUUAUUAGCAGCAUGCGAUGAUCAAUAUAAAUUUACGUUAGUAGACUGUGGUGCAUAUGGCAGCGCAAGCGAUGGUGGAAUAUUUGCACAAUCAGAAUUUGGAAAGUGCUUAAAUAAUAACAAUUUUAAUAUACCUAUAGAAAAUAUUCAGUUGCCUCUAUCAGAUAUAGAGAUGCCAUAUUAUUUUGUUGCUGAUGAGGCAUUUCCUUUAUCGAAACGAAUUAUGCGACCUUAUCCUGGACAGUUUUUGAAUGAAAAAAAGUCUAUUUUUAAUUACCGAUUAUCAAGAGCUAGACGUAUUAUUGAGAAUUCAUUUGGAAUUCUAGUCUCAAGAUGGAGAAUUUUUCAACGUAGUAUAUGUUUAAACCCAGAACAUAUAGAUACAAUAAUAAUGGCUGCAGUAAAUUUGCAUAAUUUUUUAAUGACAGAAAAUAACAGUGUAACAGACGAAAACAUUUAUUGUCCUCUAAAUUAUGUUGAUAGUGAAGACAACAUUGGAAAUAUUACACAAGGUGCAUGGAGGUUUAGUUUAAAUAAUGUAAAUAAUUUGCGACGUACGAAUAUACACAGAGCAACAAGAGAAGCCUAUGUCCAACGAGACACUCUAUGUGAAUAUUUAUCAUCACCACAAGGUGAAGUACCAUGGCAAUUGGAAUAUAUUCAUAGGGGAUAUAACAGAGAUAUACAAUAAAAAUAUUAUACAAUAUUUUCAUUAUUUGACCUUUUAGUUGAGAUUUUUGAGUUCCGAAUUUUUUUUUAAUUGACAUGCAACUGCUUUUGCAAAAAUGUCAUCUUCAUCCAUUGCAUCAAAGAAUGUUACAUUUGGAGCUUUG